CUUGAUGUUGCUGGGCCUGGGGCUUACAGGAUGCCCAGGCUGAGGAAGAGAUCAAGCAAGAGAUGAACACACUGCAGCAGAAGCUGAAUGAGCAGCAGAGUGUGCUUCAGCGUAUUGCCGCCCCCAACAUGAAGGCCAUGGAAAAGCUGGAAAGUGUCCGAGACAAGUUCCAGGAGACCUCAGAUGAGUUUGAAGCAGCCCGAAAGCGAGCAAAGAAGGCCAAGCAGGCAUUCGAACAGAUCAAGAAGGAGCGCUUUGACCGCUUCAAUGCUUGUUUUGAAUCUGUGGCUACCAACAUUGAUGAGAUCUAUAAAGCCCUGUCCCGCAAUAGCAGUGCCCAGGCAUUCCUGGGCCCUGAGAACCCUGAAGAGCCCUACUUGGAUGGCAUCAACUACAACUGUGUGGCUCCUGGGAAACGCUUCCGGCCUAUGGAUAACUUAUCAGGCGGGGAGAAGACAGUGGCAGCUCUGGCCCUGCUCUUUGCCAUCCACAGUGUCAGCUCACCUACUGGUUCCCUCCCAGCUACAAGCCAGCCCCCUUCUUCGUCCUGGAUGAGAUCGAUGCUGCCUUGGAUAACACCAACAUUGGCAAGGUGGCAAAUUACAUCAAGGAGCAGUCGACUUGCAACUUCCAGGCCAUCGUCAUCUCUCUCAAGGAGGAGUUCUACACCAAGGCGGAGAGCCUCAUUGGAGUCUAUCCUGAGCAAGGGGACUGUGUGAUCAGCAAAGUCCUGACCUUCGACCUCACCAAGUACCCAGAUGCCAACCCCAACCCCAAUGAGCAAUAGCAGUAGUUCUGCCCUCCCACCCUGUCUGGAUCCCUAAGCUGUCCCUCUCCCAAUCUCUGGAUAUCUGACUCCCAACCUUCCCCCUACAUCCUGGUCCUUUUUGGUGUAGUCAUGGGAUUUAGGCACUGCUAAUCAAGCAUGAAGAGGAACAGAGGUGAUGUUAGGUCUGGAGCAAAAAUUCCUGAACGACAGGGAGUACCCUGGCCUCUGGAAGGAGGUGCUGAGCUGAACAGGGCCAUCUGUUCAUCACACACACCCCCUUCCUCCCCCUCAUCACCCAUAAUCGUGGGCCCCUUGGGCCUCUUGCCCACUGUGUGUGUGGGUAUGUAUGUGUGUAUGUAUGUAUCCGCAUGUGUGCAUGUGAGUAUGUUUGCAAAAUAAUAAAGGAUAUUGGAGACCUGUUUUAGAAGGAGCCUAGGCUGAAUUUGAUUCCAAGAGAGCUUAGGAUGACAGCACCCCUGAGCUGGGCAAAGGUACUCAGGACCUCAUAGGAGUCUUAGGCAGUUACUUGAAACUGCCUUCAUUCACUCAUUUGUGUAUUCAUUCAUUUAUGUAUUCAUCAGACACAUACCGAACACCCUGUAUUUGCCAGGUUCUGUGCUUACAAUACAGAGUUGAAUCAGACAUGAUCUCUACCCUCCUAGUAAGGAGAUACAGUGGGUUCAUGAAUGACUAUAGUUAGCUGAAUGUCAUAUGUACUUUGAAUUUGAGAAGAGGGUGAUCCCCUCUAGGCUUCCUGGAGGUCACAUUUAAGCUAGACCUUGACAAAUUGGUAGGAUUUGGUCAGGCACUAGGAGCAGAGCAUGAGCUCUGGGGACAGACAGUUAUGGGUUCUGGUCCCACUUUUUAUCACUUACUAGUUGUUUGACCUUGGGCAAGUCAUUUGACCUUCUGUGCCUCAGUUUCCUCAACUGUAAAAUGGGGCUAACAAUAUUACCUACCUCAUAGGAUUUAAUGAUGUCAAGCUCCUCACUGGAGGCCUUAUCCCUUCGUGGAGCCCACUAGGUGCCGACCCCUCAGAAUAUAACCCUCAUGCCUGGACCCGUGAGAGCUUCUGAUCCCAGCUAUUAGGGACAGAAGAAGCCUUCAAAUCUGGAAGGUGCUGAAUGCCCUGCUGACUGGGAAAGUUUCAGGGCACUGAUGGGGUCUACCUGGUAAGUGGAGGGCCUGAGGAAACCUGUAGCUUCAAUCAUGUAUGGUAACCGGGUGCCUGAGCCCCAAUCUGGAUUGUGAGGAAAUAGGGGAGAGGUAGCCUGGGCCACAUCCCAGCCUAACAUGUGUGAGGUUCAUUUUAGGAACUAACCUCAUUAGCUAUAAGGAUCAUGCAGAGGCAGCAAAGCCGGGUGUGAUGAGCUCAGCCUUUACUCAUUCACAUACACCAUCACACUUCGCUUCUGAUCUGUGUAUUGCUUUUUUGCUUUUUAAAAGUUAAGUCCAUUUUAAUUACCCAAAUAAUGCAUGAAUUCAUUCUCCUUUUGAGAAAUUAGAUUGUUAAAGAUAGUCUCAUUCAGCUAUCAACCACUCCCCCUCUUGAUCUUUUCCCUCUUAGUGGCUGUUGUUUGUUGUACUUCCAUUUAGACUUUGUUUUAAUGCUUGUACGUACAUAAUAUGAACUCAUUGGAAAUAUUGUGUGUUUAAUGCAAAUGGUAUAUUGAAUUGUUUAGCAAUUUUGUUUUCUUUGCUUAACGAUGUUUUUGAGAUCUGUGCAUGUUACUUAAUGUAGCUCAAUACAUCUUCUGUAAUUGCUAUAUAGAUUGCCAUCAUAUGAUUACCACAUUUUACUUACGCAUUUCUCUUGUUAUGGACAUUAAGACUGUUUUCAGGUUUUGCUAUUACAGAAUACUACACAGGAGCAUCCCUAUGCCUGUGUGAAAGUGUAUGUGUGAAAGUUUACCUAGGGUUGAUUCCUAGAAGUGGAAUUGCAAAGUCAUAGGAUAUUUAUAUAUUGGUUUUUAAUAAUACUUCCAAAUUGCCCUCCUAUACUAUUAGUAUUUUUCUUGAGAUUGAUCUGAGGUCUAACAUUGUUAUCCUAUAUCAUUUUCAUCCUAAGUAGUGAUAUCUAUGAAAUCACAGGUUUGAUGUGUGCUAAUUAUGUAUUUUUCUAAUACAUAUUAAAAGACAUAACUAUCAAAACAAAAUAAAUUUGUCUGUUUUCAACCAAAGAAGUCACGUACCACUGGUGGUACUGUGUGCCAUAAUUUGGCAAAUGCUGGCCUUUAUGGAAGAGCCACAAUUCGGGGGUCAGACCUGGUUCAAAUUCUAGCUGUAGAAACUUGGACAAGUUACUUCACCUCUGAGCCUAAGUUUCCACAUCUGUAAAAGGAGAUAAUAAACACCUACCUUGCAGUAGUGAAGCAAAGAGAAAAUUAAAUAUAUAUGAAGCAAUUUGACUGGUAUCUAGAUCAUUCACAGCCCUUUAAACGUCACCUUUGCUAUUCUCCCCACUUUACAGAUAAGGAAACUGAGGCCCAAAAAGAUUUGAACCCAGGUCUUCCAAGUCAUUCAAGUGCUUUCUCCACUGUACAGGUGGUUAUCAACCUUGGCUGCACAUCAGAAUCGUUUGUAAAGCUUUUUCUUUUUCCUUUUUAAAAAGUAAAGCAAUAUAUACACAAGUAAAAAAUAAAAUAGUAGAGAAGGGCUUAUAAUGAGAAGCAGCAGUUCCCUGCUUGCACCCCCACAUCCAAAGGAUGUGGAACUCUUUAAAAAUAAAUUGCUCUGGUCCCGUCUCUGGACAUCUGAUUCAGUAGGCGUGGAUAAUAACCCAGAUAACCCCUACCUCACAGGAUAAAAAGUAUUACAUGAGCUGCCUUAGGCUAAGGCCCUGGCACACACGUGCUACAAAGGAGCUUUGGGGACUUAAGUCCUGAGGAUCCAGGAGGUGAGGUGACUUGUCCAAGAUGCCACUGGUUUAGUGGCAGAGCCUAGACUUCCACUUGGAUCUCUUUAGUGCUUGCCCCCUGCUCUCUCCUGUUGUGCCCCACCACCUCCCGGCAUCACAGUGCAACCCUUGUCAGUGAAGGCUGUGCUCGUGGGAGGCCAGACACCACAGUGUUUCCAAGAGCAGGCUGGAUCUGAGUAGAUUCCCUAGGGCUUGUUGGAGGAACUAGUUUGACUCCCUUAUACUGUGGACGCAGUAGCCUUGCUCUAGGGAGUUGAGUACUCCACAACAGUGUCUAAGUUUAAUUGGGCACUUCGCUCUGGAAAUCACAGUGUUGUGCACCAGGAACACAAAGAUGAGUCAAAUCUUGAUCCUGCCUUUGAGGAGCUCACUGUCUAGUUGGGGAAACAAUUUGUAAAACAGCCAUUAACCAUACAGUGUGAUCAACACUGUGACAGGAGCACAGGAGAAACAUCUAGCUUAUGUGACGAUUCAGAGAAGGCAUCCUCUAGUCUAGGUGGUGACACCUGAACUGAGUCUUAGGGGCUGGUAGGAAUUAGCCAGUUGAGGAAGUAUAAGGAAUUUCCAGAUAUCGGAAACAGUAUGCAUGAAGGCAAGAAACAGCAAAACAAAUACUGAAGCGUGAAGAUUCCUGGGGUGGGGGAAAAGGUAGAGAGGAACCAGAUUGGAAGAGGGUCGUAAAUGCAUGGCUACAGAAUUCAGAUUUGUCUUGUAGGACUGUGUGGUUCCCAAACUGGCUAUAUACCACAAACAGGUGGGGCAUUCUGGGCCCCAACCUCUAAAAGUUCAGUAAGUCUGGGGUGAGGAUUUGGAAUCCUGAAUGCUUAUAAAGGUUACCACAUGACUAGGGUACAGCCAGAUUUGGAAAGCAUAGCUUGAAGGCAGUGAGGGAGCCAUGAAAUGGUUUUUAAUAGGGGGACUCCAGAUCAGAUGUGAACUUAACCUGUUUCUGGCUGGCUAGCCAAGCAGCAUGGAAAACAGAUUAGGUUAGAUGUUCAUGCUGUAUGUGCCCGUACUGUAGUUUCCCUGUUAAUAAGCUUACACUACUAUAUUUGCUCAUUUUGUCUCUGAAUAAGCUUUAGGCACCACAAGGGUGGGCCUGGAGAUAUUUUGCUUACCAGUAUAGCCCCUGCAAAAAGCACAGUGCCUGACACAAAACAGGCACCCAGUAAAGUUUUUGAAUGAAUGAAUGCAUGAGUGAAUCCAUUUGUGAGAGAGCGAAUGGAGAUGGGGGGAUUAGUUAGGAACCUGGAAAAAGACCAGGAGGCCUGCACUAGGGCAAAGGCCAGUGGGAAUAGAUUGGAGGUGUUAAGGUGUGAACUAUUAAGGGAAGAUGAUAAACUGAACUUAAUGACUGAUUAUUGGAUGUGGAGGGUGACUGAGAGGAUAGAAUGAGUACCCAUGAAUAGCCAGGAUUCCUACCCUAUCCCAGUCAUCUCUUUCCUUAUCCAUCUCUGAAACAGAAUCUCCUUACAUCCUCCUCAGCAAUUGGAAUUCCUCAAGUUAGACAGACGUUCUGUGUGCUGUGUGGUCUCUCACUGCCCCCCCGCUCCACACCCCUCCACAAGCCAUUGAUUCAUUCAUCCAGUUCAAUAAAUCUUGGCUAAGCACCUCCAGUGUACAGUAAGGCUCUUCCAAGCCAGGACUCUGACUCCCUCUUUCCUACCUCAAGAGAUGUUUUUGAGGGCUUUCCCAGGUAAGAGACACAUCCCUUAUACAAUAACUUAUAGUAAAAUACCCAGAAUGUCAGACCUGUAAGGGAAGACUGCCCAAACCCCUUCUGAGGUCCUCAGAGGGGAAUUAACUUCCUAAGGUCCCACUGCUAGGAAGUGUCAGAGCCAGAAAUGGAACCUAGGUUUCCUUUCUAUGUCAUCUCUAGAGUCUUGAUCUUGAUAUACCCCAUUGUAGAUCAGGACAGGCAGAGGUGGUCAGGGAGAAGGUGGGACUUAGGUUGAACCUUGAAGGUCGAUAUAUUGGACAGGUCAAACAAGAUGCUUGCCAAUUACACUGCCCCCUUCUGGAAACGCUUAGCAAACCUGCCAUGCUUGCAGUCCCUUCUAAGGGGUUUCUUUAGCAUAAGUUGCCAUGCUCUGUACCAUGUGACCUCACAAUCCUGGCCACAGAUAGCUAGAUGUGGAUAGUGUCUGAUUCAAGGGCAACCAAUCUCUACGCUGGCCAGCGGCCUAUUAACUGGACUGGCAUAAGGACUCCACCUUACAGGGAUGGCAUGUAUCAAAUGGCAAACGCGUGAAACAACCAGAUCUUUCAGGGAGGCAGAAUGUGAGAUAGUCAGAAGAAGUGAACAGUUAAUUAGAAUUUAAUGAGGCAUUAGUGGUGGAUGAGGGGUGGCCAGAAACUAAACAGCAAAAGUAAAGAGAAAACUGCAGAAACCAUAAGUAAGCAGAGGUCAUGAGACAUUUGUAUAAUGAGAUCACGGGGCCACAGGGUGGCAGAAGCCAUGAAGCAGCAAGGCAACAACGGGCUAAAAGGACGCAGAAGCCAUGAAGCAAUAGGAGCCACGAGGAACAAAAACCAUGAGACAAAACUGACUAUGAGAUCCACAAAGCAGCAGAAGGCUUGAAGAGAUAAGAUCAUGAGACAGUAGAAGCGAUGAGACUGCAAGAACCAUAAGGCAGCCAGAACCAUGUGGCAACAUGGCAACAGGAAUGGAAGAGGCAGCAGGAGCUACAAUGCAGAAAGGCCAUGGAUUAAUAGGAACCGAAGCCCUGGGAGCCAUGAAGCUUCAGGACCUAUGAGGCAGAAAAAGCCAUGGGCUAGCAUCGAGGGGGGCAGAAAGAAGUUAGUCAGUACCAGUAGGAGGAGUAUAAAUACAGCCAGAAAGGAGUUGAGUCACCAAUUUGGGAAGCGCUAGAGAAGGGAGCAACAGAUGCCUGCAGCUGAGGGGGUGACAAGAUAAGCCAGGCUCUAGAGCUGCUUUGGAUCAUGAACCAUUUUCAAGUUUCUGUUCUUCCAUGAGGCUGCCUGUGUAGCUGUCGUCUUCCUUACUUCCCUGUGAAUGCUUUAAUAAAUCCCCGUCACUAACCUGAA
Molecule: messenger RNA, 6734 nt
Organism: Piliocolobus tephrosceles (Ugandan red Colobus)
Lineage: Eukaryota; Metazoa; Chordata; Mammalia; Primates; Cercopithecidae
Product: structural maintenance of chromosomes protein 1A-like
Exons: 6
Coding region: 63-719 (218 amino acids)
Biological process (GO): sister chromatid cohesion
Cellular component (GO): meiotic cohesin complex; nucleus
Molecular function (GO): DNA binding; ATP binding; ATP hydrolysis activity
Source: RefSeq, a predicted model, not a curated record